Molecule: messenger RNA, 6958 nt
Organism: Chionomys nivalis (European snow vole)
Lineage: Eukaryota; Metazoa; Chordata; Mammalia; Rodentia; Cricetidae
Gene: Stk35
Product: serine/threonine kinase 35
Exons: 4
Coding region: 490-2304 (604 amino acids)
Biological process (GO): positive regulation of autophagy; protein autophosphorylation; autophagy
Cellular component (GO): autophagosome; cytoplasm
Molecular function (GO): protein serine/threonine kinase activity; ATP binding
Source: RefSeq, a predicted model, not a curated record
AUCUUGUACGCACUGGGGUACAGAGCAGGGCAGAAAAUAUUUAAAAAUCCGUGCCUACGGCUAAGUGCUUGCCUAGCACGCACAAAGUCCUGGGUUUCAUUCCUAGCAAUGUAUAAACCGGGUGUGCUGGUGCACGCCUUUAAUCUCAUUACUCAGGAGAUGAAGGCAGGAGGAAAAGUUCAAGAUCAUUCUUAAUUAUAGACAUUGUGUGCUCCCUCCCCCUACAACGGGAAUCCAAAAUCCAAGCCCAGAGCAACUUAUAUCGGGGCACUCAAUUAGCCAGCCAUCAUAUUUCAUUUGGUCCUUUGCAAGCUGGGAAGUGAGGACCACCCAGUUUGGCAGAGAAGGAUACUGAGGAUUACGUGAGGCUGAGAUCACUAGGAUCAUUAGUGGGCGUGAGGAUUAGCAUUCUAACCCAGGCCUGAGCUGUGAAUCAAUCAAACCGAAGCCAUUCAUCCAAUCACCAUAAACUGCCGGCGUGGAGUUACUAUGCAGGUCAGACGCCGAGCGGGGUUUGCGGAGUGCGGACGACUCGCGAGGGCCCUCUGUGCAAGUCGCGGGAUUUUGGCGCGCUCUUUUUGUUGGUUGGGUGUUCUCGCCGGUGAUUGGUUCCGGGCUGUCGCGGCUGCUGGGUCGACCUCGGUUGUACAGAGGCGGCGCAGCCUUCGGCUGGCCUCCUGGGGGAUGGGCCACCAGGAAUCUCCACUGACCAGAGCUGCGGCAGGAGGUGCAGCUUACAUAAAGAGGUUACGUAAAGCGCUCAGCUGGCGCGAACUCGAGGACGGACACGGGAAUCUGGAAGCCGAGGCCUCCCCCGGGAGCGUUGCUGUCACUCCAGGAGCAGCGCCGCGACCGGCAUCACGUCCCGCCCGGUUCACCGCCUCGCGCCCUACUCGGCUCGGCAGACAACCCCGGCUCGGAACGGACCAUCCUCCGGUGCGGGCUCCAGGGGGGAACCGGUCCGCCCGGAAGUGGAGGAGCGCCGGCCAGAUCACAAUCCAAGGUACCGCUCCUCCGCAUCUCGGGGCUAGACGGAGGGAUGAGGCAGGGGGGGCCCGGGCGGCGCCGUUGCUGCUCCCCCCGCCUCCCGCAGCCAUGGAAACGGGGAAGGAGAACGGAGCCCGCAGAGGGACAAAAAGCCCGGAGCGGAAAAGGCGAAGCCCAGUGCAGCGGGUGCUUUGCGCGAAGCUGAGGCCGGCGGCCCAGGCCAUGGAUCCCGCUAUGGUCGAGGCCCCGGGCGAGGCCUUCCUGGCCCGGCGGCGGCCAGAGGGAGGCGGCGGUGGUGGUCCCGCGCGACCGCGCUACAGCCUCUUAGCGGAGAUCGGGCGCGGCAGCUACGGUGUGGUUUAUGAGGCUGUGGCUGGACGUAGUGGGGCCAGGGUGGCAGUCAAGAAGAUCCGCUGCGACGCCCCCGAGAACGUGGAAUUGGCGCUAGCAGAAUUCUGGGCCCUGACCAGUCUCAAGCGCCGGCACCAGAAUAUCGUGCAGUUUGAGGAGUGCGUCCUGCAGCGCAACGGGUUAGCCCAGCGCAUGAGUCACGGCAACAAGAACUCACAGCUGUACCUGCGCCUGGUGGAGACUUCACUCAAAGGAGAAAGGAUCCUGGGCUAUGCUGAGGAGCCCUGCUAUCUCUGGUUUGUCAUGGAGUACUGUGAAGGUGGAGACCUCAAUCAGUAUGUCCUGUCCCGGAGACCAGACCCAGCCACCAACAAAAGCUUCAUGCUACAGCUUACAAGCGCUAUUGCCUUCCUGCACAAAAACCACAUCGUGCACAGGGACUUAAAGCCAGACAACAUCCUCAUCACAGAACGGUCUGGCACCCCCAUCCUCAAGGUAGCAGACUUUGGACUGAGCAAGGUCUGUGCAGGGCUGGCACCUCGAGGCAAAGAGGGCAAUCAAGAUAACAAAAAUGUGAAUGUGAAUAAGUACUGGCUGUCCUCAGCUUGUGGCUCAGACUUCUACAUGGCUCCUGAAGUCUGGGAGGGACACUAUACAGCCAAGGCGGACAUCUUUGCCCUGGGCAUUAUCAUCUGGGCAAUGAUAGAAAGAAUUACUUUUAUUGACUCUGAAACCAAGAAGGAGCUCCUGGGGACCUACAUUAAACAAGGGACUGAGAUCGUCCCUGUUGGUGAGGCGCUGCUAGAAAACCCAAAGAUGGAGUUGCAUAUCCCCCAGAAACGUAGGACUUCCAUGUCUGAGGGUGUGAAGCAGCUCUUGAAAGACAUGUUAGCUGCUAACCCACAGGACCGACCUGAUGCUUUUGAACUUGAAACCCGAAUGGACCAGGUCACAUGUGCUGCUUAACUCCAGGGCUGAACGUCUUGGUGUUUUAAACUAGGUCGAUCCUUCGGGACCCACAGUCUCAUCAUGUCUCGGACAGGAUGGCAGAGGGUACAGGUGGUGGCGAUCUCCUGACAGCUGGACCUCCCACAAUGUGAAGCUUUUGCUUGGGUUUCCCACGCUGCCCUUUUGUUUUUCCUUUAUUAUAAUAAUAAUAAUUAUUUUUUUAAACAUUAAACCAUCAAGACUUCUGAAGAGCAGAAGGCUACAUUCUGGACAGGCACCUUUUUAUUGUUUGGGUUUUUGUUUCAUUUUGUUUUUAAGAACAUUGAAUGUGGGCAAAGCUUAUGCAUAUAUUCACUGUUAGUCCGUUAAUUUCUUAAGUUAGGAAGCAAUUUUGGUUUUCUCUUUCAUGUUCUGUUUCUUUCGUACACAUCUUUCAGUUGCGCUCUGGCAUCCCAUUUCCCAAAGAACGUCUCUCUGCCCAGAGUUUGUUUCUCCUGCCAAGGGAUACGAAGAUCUAAGGAAGCAGCCUCUGAGUUACUUCCCUGCCAGCCGUGGGAGCUCUUGGACUCCUUGGGUGUGUUGGUCCUGGCCAGCCCUCAGGCCUCAGUCAGGAUCAGAAAUGAAGAACCUCUCAGAAGAGGAAGACCAGGGUUUGCCAGAAGUACUCUUAAAGAAGACCUAAAGCGUGGGUUUGGUUCUUUCCAAGUUCUUGGGAGCCCCAGGUCAUGCCAUGACUCACUGUAGUUGGAAUUGCUUCCUUCUGUCCUUUCCAACCGGUCUUCCUGAGGAAGGAGACCAAGAGUGAUGACCCCAUCACUUGGGGAUAAAGACACCCCAGCCCACUUGCACACGCCUAUCUUCUAUUAGGACUGUUGUGCCAACUCUCUGUUAGACUUGGUCUUCCUUGGCCUCUUGUCACUGCAAUGAGGCCAUUACUUUUUUACCUUCUGCCUCCUGGAUUAUCUUCCCAGUGUGCUGCAAGUCCAGCUUGUCACAGAGACUACCUGGCCCCAAAGUCCAGUUUUGACCAUUGCAGAUUACCCUCGAAUGGCUGCUGCCAUCAUUUCCUCGCAGUAAAAGGUGUGCCCUGUGUACCAGGAUCCAUGGUGUCACUCACCACUGGGUGAUACUGUCAAGCGCCAUCUCUUACCCCCAGGGACUUCAUGUUAGGUGAUCAAACUCUUUGAAACUGUUGUCUGUUGAAAGAGAAAGGACCUGCCUUGAAUAGGGAGGUAUGAGGCAGACAGGGAUGCCCAUGUGGCUAGCAGAGGGCCCAUAUAGCAGCUAGCCAUCUUAAAGCAUCCCCAACCUAGAUCCCUGUGACUCUGCUGCCUCUGUUUGCAUAGUCUUUCACUCUUAACUCCCUUGCAGUGUUCUUAUAGCCUCCUGAGGGAAGAUAACCUUCAGCUCCUUCUUGAUGGACCCCAUCAUUCUCUCGGCUGCAUCCCUCUACUUGGAUGCACCUUUGGUUGCUCCAGUACUUUCUCAGCUUUUUCACCCUGGCCACAUGGGAUGGGGUCUCUGGAUAAGGAAAGAAGGUAUCUAUGUGUUCAUUUUGUUCAUUCUUCCUAAACUAGCAUAGGAUGGAUAGGGAAAUGAGAGGCCAAGGGGAGCUUUUCUUUGAGCAGCUGUAGUGUGGGGAAGGCCAGAGCAACACUGAACCCUGCUUAGCUCUGUCCACUAACACUUUCCAGCCUUCUCUCAGGCAACUCAGCACCAAAGUUUCUUUCUCCUCUUGGCCAGAGGUCAGCUGCUGUUCCUGUUAUUCGCGGCUGCAGACCCAUGGGUACGCAGCUGCAGCUCGUAAUGCAGGCUCUCACCUCGCUGCACUGUGGUAGCAUCUUGUCUUCUUGAGUUGUUAAGCGGCCUCCUGAGCUUAAUCAGAGUGGCACCUGGGAGGGGGCUGGGAACAGCAGCAUCCCCUAAUUGCAAAGUACAUUCCAUUUCUGUUCCACCCUCCUCUCUUCCUCUGGGUGCUGCUGUCUCUUUGUGCCUGAGCAGAUGGGAAAAGCAGUCUCUGAGCUCAGUACCCCACUCUCCGUGCUAUAGUCCUGCUGGGUUCCUGGUAAAGGAUCAGGCCUAGCAAAUCACUAUAUACCUACAUUUUUCUCUUCUCCAUCUCUUCGCUCUCUGCAAUCAAGACUUUCCCAUCAUACUUUUCUUUGACACAUAUGGGGUGUCAAAGUAGCCCCAUAGGUUGCAGGUGGGUAGCCUGGUGAGGGGUAGCCUGUUUCCCUGCACCUUGUCUUCCAUGACUCCCAGCUGGUUCUGGCCUGGUGAUUGCACCUCUAUCUCUGGCUCAGAUGAGAGCCAAGUCUUGAGCCCCAAGUGCCUGUUCCUGUGUUCUUCCCUCCCUGUCCUGCAAUCUAUGCUAUCACCUGCCAGCCGAAUAGAUGGACACUGGCCCGGUGACAUAUUUGCUGUGCAAUGGCCAGUGAGUCAGCCCCUGGUGGGCUCUGUAGUCUUCUCUAAGCUCAGCUGCCUGUCCCUCUUGGGAAUCAGCAUCCUUCUCUGUUAUUUCCGCUCUGCCUUUAUAUGGGUUGCAGGCCUGCCGGUAGCUCUGUGGAGCAUCAUCUCAGGUGCCUCCAGUUUGCUAGACCUGCUCACCUUCUAGACGUGUGCAGAACUCCUAACAUUUGUCAUUUUCUUGGGUGUGAGGAUUGCUGUUGGGAGACUGGCCUGGCCUGAGUUCUCUGCACUCAGAGCUCAGCUCCCUGUGCCUGAAGGGAGUCAUCAGGACAGAUCAUAGUGCCUUAUUCCAUUGUCCUCCCUGUCCAGACUCUGCCAGAGCAGGUGGCUGUCUUCUGUGUUCAUUUGUCACUGGUACUCAUAAUCUCCCACUUGUAUAUAGCCACAGGGAAGGAAGACUCUGAGCCCCCACCCACCUCCUGUGGGCUGUAGCCAGACACACCUCCCUCUUGCCUCUGUGGCCCUCACAGCAGCUCUAGACCAGGACCAAAUGCUGCUGCCCACAUAUGCACACUGCCUUUGUUCCUCCCUGUUCUUACCUCUAGCCAGAAAGACACUGACUGCACCAUCCAAACUGGCUCCAGCUAACCCCCUCCUGGUCACAGGAGACUAAGGUUCAGGCUUUAGCCUCACCUAGCUCUAGCGCAUUGGGGCAGGGAGUAGGAACUCUGUUCCCACCUUGUAGAGUUUGCCCUUUGACUGCCUGAGGGAUGUUUUAAUGUUUACUUAAAGAAAUACCCUGUUUACAGCUGGAGAAGUGCACCAACACUAGGUGAAGAUCUGACUCUGGAGAGGGCCUGGCCUCCUUUGUGGCACUGCCAGUGGGAGCUCCAGUGGCAGUGAAGGCAGACAGACACCUGAGUGAGCAGAGGCCCUUGACUCGCUUCCUGACCCCGUGGUGCUAAGACCACUUCCUCACCUUGCCCCAAUAGUUCCCACCUCCAUCCUUCCUUCCUCCAAGAUUCUCAGCUCUUUAACAUAUCACUAUUUUAGAAAAACAGUGUUUGCAGCAAUAAGGUUAUUGUUUUUGCGUGAAUAUUUUUCCAAGAAGAGGAAAAGAGCAUUGUGGAAAUCUGUUUAUGCUAUUAGCUGUUUCCUGCUUGAGAAGACAGCUUAAAAGGAUGUGGAUUAAACGUGGGUUUUAACCUUUAGAUAUCUUUUGGAAUCUUGGGAAGAGUGAGAGAGUGUCUGACUGCUAUCCUCCCAGGAGGGGAAUGUUCCUACCCUGCCUUACUCCGUUGUCCCUCCCAACCCUGUUGUCCCUCCCAACCCUGCUCACUGUGAGCUCUUUCCACCUUGUCUCUUCCUUGUGUGCCCCUCUUCCACAUCUGGGGACACAGUGGCUUCACUCCCGGUGGAUCUUUGGGUUAUCCCUCCCCUUGACUGGCAUCUUCUUCCCUGUCUGGCAGCUCCAGACAACUGUUGGAGUCUACCUCAGAAUUGGCUGAGCUUGGUUCCUCAGCUCUCCAGGCCAGCAGACAGCAGACUGAUUUCUGAGCUCGUCAUACAGCCUUCAGGUCUGCAGAGGUCUGGAGCCUUGUCUGGAAACAUGCUCUGGGAGGGGAACCCGGCAGUAGGGACUCUAUGGCAGUGGCUGAUGUCAGCAUCCACAGCCAUCACUGAGGGACAAGUCUACUGCCAUUGGUUGCCUAGGGGUCCUAGGGGUCCCUAGGAUUAGGGAGAGUACCGGAGGAGUGAGCCUUUUUUUUUUUUUUUUUUUUUUUUUUUUAAAUCAGAUGAGAUCAUAGGAAGAAGGAAACCUACUUAGGGAAUAUUUAAAAAAAAAAAAAAAAUGACACCCCAAAGGCUGCCUGCCAUCAAACCUGGAGGAUAUUUCAGUUACUCAUAAUGCUCACAUGGAUCAGACUUGGUUUUGAGGUUGAAAGCCAGGCACAAGGUCAGUUUCAAAUACUAGUUAAUCUAAUUUUCCCUUUCUUUUUUUUUUCUUUUCUUGUUUUUUUUUUUUGUUUUUUUUUUGUUUUUUUGGUUUUUUUUUUUUUUUUUUUUGCACAGAAGCUGGUAAUAUAGGACCUAUGUGUGAACAACUUUAUAUGGACAUUUUUUGUACUUGGCUUACUUGGGUUGGUAUGAUACAUUAUAUUUAAGUUCUUUGAACACUGUGGAUCCCCCUAAUGUGUAUGAAUGACUGAAGCUUUGUAAAUUAAGGGACGUUUGUGUGAAUAAAGUUAUUUGAUGGGAUCAA